GUUAUUGCUUCUUUAGUGUCGUUUACUGUCUUCGAAGCUAGUUAUACUCUUUGAUGCUCCUACUGUGGAAGUGAAAUCACAUCUUGCAUAUUCUGUGCAGAGGCUACUGGGAUUCUGUGUGGAUGUUCUUUGGUGGUUCUGUCUUGCUUAUUCCAUGGUCGUUGGCGCCCAUGCACGCUUGUACCGCUGUGCGUGAUUCUUCUCCGCGUGGUCGGUGUUGACCAAUUGUUGUGUGUGGUUUGAUAGUUAAUGUGUGUUAACAAUGCUUGUAUUAUUUGAAACAGCGGCAGGUUAUGCCAUUUUUAAGCUUCUCGACGAAAAGAAAUUAGCUAAAACAGAAAAUUUAUAUCAUGACUUUCAAACCCCAGAAACCGCUAGCAAAGUGGUUAAACUCAAACAUUUUGAGAAAUUUCAUGACACAACUGAAGCACUUUCAGCCACAACAGCUGCAGUUGAGGGCAAGGUAUCAAAGUCUUUAAAGAAACUUCUGAAGAAUGUUGUUGCCAAGGCAGAGGCUACAGAGCAGCUUCUGGUAGCUGAUCCAAAAUUGGGAUUGGCUAUUAAAGAAAAAUUACAAUUGCAAUGUAUCUCUAAUACAGCAGUGCAGGAGUUAAUGCGAUGCAUCCGCUGUCAAAUGGAUGCCCUGUUGGCUGGUUUGCCCUCAAAAGAUCUGGCUGCCAUGGCCCUUGGCCUUGCCCACAGUUUGUCAAGGUACAAGCUGAAAUUCAGUCCUGAUAAGGUUGAUACAAUGAUUGUUCAAGCAGUGGGCUUGCUAGAUGAUUUGGAUAAGGAAUUGAAUAAUUAUAUCAUGAGAACUCGAGAGUGGUAUGGGUGGCAUUUUCCAGAACUUGGUAAAAUUUUGAAUGACAAUGUCUUGUAUGUGAAGGUCAUUAAAGUUAUUGGCACUCGAGAUCAUGCCUUAGAAGCUGAUCUUUCCGACAUUUUGUCUGAAGAGGUUGAAGCACAGGUGAAAGAAGCUGCUGAGAUAUCUAUGGGCACAGAAAUAGCUGAAGAAGACAUUCUAAACAUUCAGCAUCUAUGUGAUCAGGUGAUUGAAAUAUCUGGGUAUCGUGCACAGCUGUUUGACUACUUGCGGUCACGAAUGAUGGCUAUUACACCUAACCUUACAAUUCUUGUUGGAGAAUUGGUGGGUGCCAGGCUUAUUGCUCAUGCAGGUUCUCUUAUCAACUUAGCAAAGCAUCCAGCUUCUACUGUUCAGAUUUUAGGUGCUGAGAAGGCCUUGUUCAGAGCCUUGAAGUCUAACAAAGAGACACCAAAGUAUGGUCUUAUCUACCAUUCGGCUCUUGUAGGACAGACAAGUAGUAAAUUGAAGGGAAAGAUAUCAAGAAUGUUGGCAGCGAAAGCAGCAUUGGCAACUCGAGUGGAUGCACUGGGAGAGGAUGUAGGAAUUGAACUUGGGGCAGAACACAAGUUGAAAAUAGAAAGGAGGAUAAGCAUACUGGAAGAGGGCAAGUUGCAUCGUAUUUCUGGUACUGGAAGAUCACAAGCACGAUUCGAGAAACAUCAUACUAAGAGUGAGGUGAGACAGUAUGGUGAUGCUCAAGACUUUGCUAUUCCUACUAAGCGAAAAGUAGAAAUUGAGGAGGUUGGCAGUGGAGAAGCAGGACCAUCUCAGCCAAAGAAGAAGAGGAAGACAGAUAUUGGAGAACAAGUUGUUGUUAAAGAAGAAAUUAAGGAGGAGGAAGAGGAUGUAACAGUUCCUAAGAAAAAGAAAAAGAAGAAGAGUUUAGGAGCAGAAGCUUCUGAAACUGUGGUGACAGAAAUGGAGACCUUUGAAGAGAGUCCAAAAAAGAAGAAGAAGAAAAUAAAGCAAGAAAUAGAAGAAGAACCAGAAGAGGUUGUUUCUCAACUUGAUGAAUCUGUGGGAGAAAAGAAGAAGAAAAAGAAGAAAUCCCUUACAGCUGAAACUGAACACGGUUAUGAAGAGGCUGAAGAACAAAUAGCGACUCCCAGCAGUGAAAAGAAAAAGAAAAAGAAGAGGAAGUCAGAAUCCAUGGAGUGAAAUGGAGUAGUUGCUCUUUGUUAUUUAAUUUUUGUUUUCUUGACCACCAAUUAUCUGAGGGAUAGAUGGAAUUGUGAGUGGAUGAAUUGGACAUGCCGAGAUUUGCUUGUGUGUAUUACAAGGAUGUUUAUUAUCAUUCUAGAUUGGUUGAAUGAAGUGAAUAGCCAUAUUUUUUUGUGUUGUAUAAUUGAAUAUUUUUUUAUUCAUAAAAGAUUUUCGGUUGUAAAGAUAGUCACAUAUGUUAAGGAGUUUGUUCCUUUUUGUGACCAUCCCUUUCCAUUUUCAAAAAGUUCUUUUUAUUAUGAAUUGUACAUUGUAUAUCAUGCCCAAGAAAUAUUCAGAAUAUUUUACAAGAUUUUGGUAUUUGUUUUUUGCAUUUUCCUUCCCUUUCCACUGUAACAUUGAUUGCCAAUAAACAAGUACAUUGGUUAAGUUAAUUUUGAAACAGCAUUAUUCACAUAUGUUUAAAGUUGUUAGGCCUGUGUCUUGCGGCUGUUGGUAGAAUUGCGUAACUACUUACCAUGAUGUCCUUGAAGUUAAGGAACUUAAGAUACCACCAAUUCCUAGAUGGGUGAGUGUCUUAUCUGGUCAAAGAGAUGAAAGGCAAUAACUGACAGCAAUUGCACUGCACUGUAUAGUAUUACCUGUCACUAAUUUUUCCUAAGUCCUUAAUGAUACAAAAUUUGUAGAGUCAGUUGUUGAG
Molecule: messenger RNA, 2726 nt
Organism: Gryllus bimaculatus (two-spotted cricket)
Lineage: Eukaryota; Metazoa; Arthropoda; Insecta; Orthoptera; Gryllidae
Source: the annotation of a GenBank genome assembly